GGCGGAAGUGGUCAGGCGCGGCCGGCGAUGGCGGAGGGAGGCGCGGAGCCCGGGCAUGGCGGCGCCGGCCCUGGGCUGGCCCUGGCCCUGGUGGAGGGCAGCGCCGGCCGCGCCGCCCGCGUCGGGGACCCCGACGACCUGGUGGCCCUGGCGCGGCAGGUGCAGCAGGCCGAUGACUUCGUGCGGGCGAACGCCUGCAGCAAACUGGCCGUGAUCGCCGAGCAGAUCCGGCACCUGCAGGAGCAGGCGCGGAAGGUCUUGGAUGAAGCUAACAGAGAUGCUGAUCUGAACCACGUGGCCUGCAACCUUGUGAAGAAGCCAGGAAACAUUUACUACAUGUACAGGAGGGAGAGUGGGCAGCGAUACUUCUCCAUCCUGUCUCCUAAGGAAUGGGGAACCACUCCCCACGAAUUUCUCGGUGCCUAUAAGCUCCAGCAUGACAUGUCCUGGACUCCCUUUGAGGACAUUGAGAGACGAGAUGCAGAAAUAGCCAUCCUGGAGAAGCUGCUGAGCCGGCAGGCAGCACUGCCCCCCUGCACAGAGCCCAACUUCCAGGGCCUGACCAAGUCACAGGAGUGACCACACAGGACCCCCUGAGCAGAGUCCCUGUGUGAGGGGACACCGGGCCCGGGCACAACCAGCAGGGCAAGGAAAGAGCCCAAGAAACAAAAAUGCUGAUUGCUCUGUGCUUUAAGGACACUAAUUAUGUAUUCAAUCCUAC
Corapipo altera (White-ruffed manakin) is the source of this 721-nucleotide messenger RNA. RefSeq names its product chromosome unknown C1orf50 homolog (gene CUNH1orf50). The record is from RefSeq and is a predicted model, not a curated record. The coding region runs from base 28 to 579 and encodes 183 amino acids. Lineage: Eukaryota; Metazoa; Chordata; Aves; Passeriformes; Pipridae. The transcript has 4 exons.